AUGAGGCUUCUAAAGAAACCUACGCGUAAAGGUCUGAAGAUAUCUUCGUCGACUGAUCCCCCUCCGAGAAUGGAUCAUCCUGAUGCUACGCCAUCUCCUCCUCCUGAGGACUCUGAGGUGCCUGCUGGUACUGAGGUGGCUACGGUUGUUGAGGGGGUUGCGGACCCUGAUGUUGAAGAAUCUGCCCCUGCUUCUUCUGCUGGGACUGCUCCAAGUUCUGCCGAUAACCCUAGUCCCGUCCGAGCUGCCUCAGUUGAGGGUGAGAACCUUCUUGUUAGUGCUGGUGCUCAGUUGGUAGAGCAUGUUAGUGUUCAAGCCCCUGCACCUACGCUGUCCUUGAAGAUUCCUUCGUUGUUUGAUCCUAGCAAGGUUUUUCCCGUUACUUCCGUCGCUGCUGGAGCUGCUGUUGUGGCUUCUAAAAGUCUGCCUUCAUCUGCUGCUACCUCCCUUCAAUCAAGUGGUUCGUUUGAUAAGGUUGUUACCCCCACGGUGAGGGUUGGUAGCUCAGAUUCGCAGCAGAAGAAGAAGAAAAGUACCCAUUACAAUGAGAUGUUAGAUCUGUUCAAGAGAGUCAACAUCAACAUUCCUUUUCUUGAAGCAAUCAAGCAAAUCCCUGCUUAUGCCAAAUUCCUCAAAGACUUGUGUACUCAAAAGCGCAAGCUCAAUGUGCACAAACGUGCUUUCUUAGCUGAGCAGGUGAGUUCCAUCAUUCUGAACAAAACUCCACCCAAGUUUAGGGAUCCAGGAUGUCCAACAAUUUCUUGCACUAUAGGAGAACACACGGUCAAUAAAGCGUUAUUAGACCUAGGUGCAAGUGUUAACCUACUGCCAUAUUCUGUUUAUGAGCAGUUAGGUCUUGGGGAGAUGCCCUCACGUUGGUCGAGACAAGACCGCUCUAAAUUCCUGGCUGAAGUUAAACAUUUCCUUUGGGAUGACCCAUAUUUGUUUAAGUACUGCCCAGACCAAAUCAUUAGGAAAUGUGUCCCCAACACCGAACAGAAAAAUUAUUGUAUUGCUUGUGAGCGCUGUCAGAAACUAGGAAGUAUCUCAAGGAGAAACAUGAUGCCAUUGAAUCCUAUUCUGAUUGUUGAGAUUUUUGAUGUUUGGGGGAUCGACUUCAUGGGUCCAUUUCCCAUGUCUGACAGCAAGUUGUACAUCUUAGUCGCCGUUGACUACGUCUCCAAGUGGGUAGAAGCCAUCGCAACCAGAACAAAUGACCACAAGGUGGUACUUUCCUUUUUAAAGGAAAACAUAUUUUCACGUUUUGGUACCCCGAGAGCUAUCAUCAGUGACGGUGGCUCACAUUUCUGCAAUAGGCACUUCGAGUUUUUAGUACGCAAGUAUGGAAUAACUCACAAGGUUGCUACUCCGUACCACCCUCAGACCAGUGGACAAGUGGAAGUAUCUAAUAGGGAAAUCAAGCACAUUCUAGAAAAGACGGUUAACCCGUCUAGGAAAGAUUGGUCAAUAAGAUUGAAUGCUUUGUGGGCCUAUAGAACAGCGUAUAAGACACCAAUUGGCAUGUCCCCCUAUCGUUUAGUGUAUGGAAAGCCGUGCCAUCUUCCUGUGGAGUUAGAACAUCGAGCUUAUUGGGCAAUUAAGCAACUGAACUUUUCUCUGGACGAAGCUGGAAUUCAACGGAAACUUCAACUCAACGAGUUGGAAGAAUUGAGAAAUGAGGCUUAUGACAUUGUCAGGUUAUAUAAGCAGAAGAUGAAGAUAUUUCAUGACAAGCGUAUUCUACGCAAAUCCUUCACUCCUGGUCAGAAAGUCUUGCUGUAUGACUCCCGAUUACAUCUUUUUCCAGGAAAACUGCGUUCCAGAUGGAAGGGUCCGUACCUAGUACGCACAGUUUUUCCUCAUGGAGCUGUAGAGCUGGAGGAUGUUUCCAACAAGAACGUU
Papaver somniferum (opium poppy) is the source of this 1902-nucleotide messenger RNA. RefSeq lists its product as uncharacterized. The transcript is spliced from 6 exons. Gene Ontology annotation, biological process: DNA integration. The annotation marks the transcript as partial. Gene Ontology annotation, molecular function: nucleic acid binding. NCBI's taxonomy places the organism in Eukaryota, Viridiplantae, Streptophyta, Magnoliopsida, Ranunculales, Papaveraceae. The record is from RefSeq and is a predicted model, not a curated record.